Molecule: messenger RNA, 945 nt
Organism: Lasiosphaeria miniovina
Lineage: Eukaryota; Fungi; Ascomycota; Sordariomycetes; Sordariales; Lasiosphaeriaceae
Exons: 2
Source: RefSeq, a predicted model, not a curated record
ACGAAAAUACGGGUACAUGGUAAACUUGGCCAACACAGUAAUUUUUUUGCAUUUCUUCAGAGAUGGUGUACUACUUUUGUUUGGAGGGUGAAACGUAGGGGUACCACCAACCCAGGCAGCAAGUAUCUGACAUACGCACCCCUACUUGCAUCUCGAAAACGAGGCACACUGGCUGUCGCUACAAUGCACACUGAGCAUGUUGCAUUCGCACUCGAUGCAGUAAAUAGCGGAAACCCGAGAGCCGUCAUCAGCACCCAUAACAGAAAACCCCCCUUCACAGACCUGGCCGCAAUACGCCUGGCCAUCAGAUGGCGCCAGGUCGCUCUAUCAAGGACGAUUCCGCGCUGGAUGCGAAAGGUCCAAGUCGAGAGGGUCAGGCGAGCUGUUUUGGAAUUCGUGAACGGCCCCCAUAAAGUUGGCAAACUGCUUGGGGUGCUGCCGUGCAAAUGUGCCGCCUGGAGAGCCAUCAACGUAGAUGCAUUGGCCAUUCAGAGUAUAAGCGUAGAGACCGUGCCGGCCAACAAACGGCCAGGUGCUGUGAUCUCUGGUGGAUUCGAGAGCAUCGUACGAGACUUGGGUGCAGUUCCAGGACGCCACCAGCCAGAUGGGCAGCAUAAAUAGGAAGAGACCAAUGAUUCGGCGGGUCAUUUUGCUAUUUGGAAGCUUGGUGAUUUCCGAGGGUGAAUGCUUAAUAAAACGAUGUAUGUUGGGGUCGGCCUGGGAUUUCGACUUUCGAGGGGAAUGGUUGGGCUUUUAUAGAGACGAAAUCCUUCAUCAGCGGUAAAUGGCCAACAAUGCGCAGGCCACGUCAAUGGGCUCAUGUGUCCCCAUGUGUCCCCGUUUGUCGUUCUAGAACUUGCGUUUGACAAGCACACUUGACAAGUACAAUGCUACAUUGUGCCCAGGACUGAUUGUUAAAAGAUUAAUGAGAUUGCGUUGUAAAAU